AAGCUGGACCAGUACCUGAGCACCCCUCUGGACUACGAGCUGAUGCGGGACCCCCAGCUGGUCAUCUCCCGCCGGCGGUUCCUGGAUGGGGACCAGAUGACCCUGGCCGACUGCAGCCUGCUCCCCAAGCUCAACAUAGUGAAUGUCGUGUGCCAGCACUACCGCCAGGCGGGCAUCCCCAGAGAGCUGCGGAGCAUCGGGCGCUACCUGGAGUGUGCUGCCGAGACCAAGGAGUUCCAGUACACCUGUCCAAACCCCCUGGAGAUCAUCCAGGCCUACCACGGUGUGGUCAGGCAGCCCCAGUAGCCCCCUGGCUAAAGUCGGGGCUGGCUAGCUCUGCCUGGCACCCAGGGCGCCCCCUCCU
This is a messenger RNA of Protobothrops mucrosquamatus (brown spotted pit viper), 364 nucleotides long. Its product is annotated as chloride intracellular channel protein 3-like. Gene Ontology annotation, biological process: chloride transport. Gene Ontology annotation, molecular function: chloride channel activity. Gene Ontology annotation, cellular component: membrane; cytoplasm. The record is from RefSeq and is a predicted model, not a curated record. Lineage: Eukaryota; Metazoa; Chordata; Lepidosauria; Squamata; Viperidae. The transcript has 2 exons. The annotation marks the transcript as partial.